Molecule: messenger RNA, 1084 nt
Organism: Centropristis striata (black sea bass)
Lineage: Eukaryota; Metazoa; Chordata; Actinopteri; Perciformes; Serranidae
Gene: zcchc10
Product: zinc finger, CCHC domain containing 10
Exons: 4
Coding region: 64-549 (161 amino acids)
Molecular function (GO): nucleic acid binding; zinc ion binding
Source: RefSeq, a predicted model, not a curated record
UUAAGGAUGCCGGAAAUAAGAGCUGGUUAAGACACCAAUGAAGUAGAAAAAGUAAACUGCAACAUGGCGACUCCCAUGCAUAGAAUAAUAGCAAGGAGGCAAGCGGAGGCAAACAAACAAUCUGUUCGCUGUCAGAAGUGUUUGGAGAUGGGACACUGGACCUACGAAUGCACAGGGAAGCGGAAAUAUGUGCACAGACCGUCAAGAACAGUUGAGAUGAAAAAGAAACUCAAAGAAAAUGAAAACAAACCACUCAGCAUCACUGGACCAGGAACUGAAGGCUCCGUUGAGAAAAAAGUGAAAAAGAAGGCUAAAGAUGGCAGCGACAGCAGCAGUGAUUCAGGCGGCUCCUCAAGUGACUCAUCAUCAGACAGCAGCGACUCCUCCAGCUCCUCUUCGGAUGACAGCGACAGCAGCAGUGACAGCGACGAUGACAGCUCUUCUUCAUCUUCCUCUUCCUCCUCCUCCUCGUCCUCAGACAGCUCAGACUCGGGAAGUAGCAGUGAUUCAGAUCAAGGACCUCCAAGGAAGAAAAAAAAGAAGAAAUAAAUAUUUAGGAGUCAGUGGGUUUCCGUGUUGUUGUUUGUUUCCCCACGUCAACUUUGGCUCUCCACUAUAUUUUCUCCUCUAAUCCAUCAUAGUUGCUUGGAUCUGAAUGAACAGGACACCUUCAGGGCUAGAAUACCGCCCAAACAGCUUUAGCAAAAAUGCAAAUUAUAGAGGAAAGAUUAUUUCGAGUUUGCCAUUGUGUAAUUUUUCCUUUCAAAACACAUUACUUCUAUCAAUGUGAUAUUUUCUCAAGUUUGUAGGACUACUAACAAUAUGAAUUUUUCGAAACUGUCCUUUAUUCAUGUUGAAUUUGUGAUUUUGUACUAAAGUAUAUUUUUAGUCAAAGUUAAUCUGUACAGCUCACAACCUCAGUAAAGCAACGCCAUAUCUAGAAUCAAAAACACAUUGAUAAUGAGACCUUUAAAGAAUAACAAAAGUUUGUUCAAUUUUUAAUUCGUUUGAAUGGAUAAGGUCUUGUUAUUAUGAAAUUGUAGUUGCUUAUUCCACUGUAAAAUAAACUUGUUUUUCUUUUUAA